Messenger RNA from Toxotes jaculatrix (banded archerfish), 3431 nucleotides. RefSeq names its product kinesin family member 28 (gene kif28). NCBI's taxonomy places the organism in Eukaryota, Metazoa, Chordata, Actinopteri, Toxotidae. Bases 16 to 3000 code for a protein of 994 amino acids. Gene Ontology annotation, biological process: cytoskeleton-dependent intracellular transport; microtubule-based movement. The transcript has 26 exons. Gene Ontology annotation, cellular component: microtubule; kinesin complex. Gene Ontology annotation, molecular function: microtubule motor activity; ATP hydrolysis activity; microtubule binding. The record is from RefSeq and is a predicted model, not a curated record.
CGCUGUGUCGUCUCCAUGGUGUCGAGCUUCAUCACCAUCCAGGACCCACGUGACUCUCAGAACAGGCGCUCGUUCUGCUUCGACUACGCCUACUGGUCCCACAGCGGCUUCACCCGAGACCGCAGUGGCCUGUACGUGCCCGAGGAGCCGGGGGAACGAUACGCAGACCAGGACAGUGUGUUCCAAGACCUGGGAGAAGGAAUACUGGAGAAUGCACUGCAAGGUUACAAUGCCACACUGUUGGCCUACGGGCAGACCGGCUCUGGGAAGAGUUACUCAAUGGUGGGCUAUGGGCCGAACAAAGGCCUGGUUCCUAAACUCUGUGACCGACUGUUUGACGCUAUUAGAGAAAACCAGGAUACCAGACAGUGUCAGGUCUUCUUCAGUAUGAUGGAAAUCUAUAAUGAGCAGGUAAUUGACCUGCUCUCUCGGGGGUCUCGUACGCCAGGAGGGCUCAGAGUUCGAGAGGAGCAGCAGAGGGGCUUCUAUGUGGAGGGUCUCCGGACAGUCCCCUGUGACAGUGCACCACAGGUGGAGCAGCUGAUGGAACAGGGAACCAGGAUUCGAACCACAGCUGCCACUCACAUGAACGCCAACAGCAGUCGCUCACACAUGCUGAUUAUCCUCCAGCUCAAACAGAUCUUUUCCAAAGAGAGCAUCACAAAACAGUCCAACAUUAACCUGGUGGACCUGGCUGGCAGCGAGCGUCAGAGGUCGUCGGGAUCAGAGGCCGACAGGCUCAAAGAGGGCACGGCCAUCAACCUGAGCCUUACCACCCUGGGAAAUGUCAUCAGUGCUCUUGCUGAUGUGGCAGUGGGGAAGAGGGUCGUCCAUAUUCCCUACAGAGACUCAGUUCUCACCAAGUUGCUGCAGUCUGCACUGGGAGGCAACAGUCGCACUGUUAUGAUUGCCACGCUGAGCCCUGCUGACAUGUGCUACGAGGAGUCUCUCUCAACCCUUCGCUAUGCUGAGAGGGCAAAGCGGAUCCAGAACCGGGCAGUGGUGAACGAGAGCCCCACCGAGCGUCUGGUUAAAGAGCUGAAGGCUGAGAACGCCAGGCUGCUACAACGACUGAGCCGGCUGGGCCAGGAGGGACGCAGAGCUAACGACGAGACCAAGGAGCUUCGUCAGCUGCUGACCCACAAUGAGCUCCAGAUCAGAGCCAUUCAGACUCUAUGGGAACAACACCUGCAGGAGGCGCUGAAGGACUGGGAGCAACAGUAUGCUAACAUCACACAGGAGAGGAGGAUGAUGCAGAUGCAUCCCUACAUCCUGAACAUCAACGAAGACGCUCAGCUGUCUGGGGUGGUCAAGCUUUUCAUCCAGGAGGGUGAUUGGGACAUCGGCCUGUGCGAUUCCUCUCCAAGGUCCAUCUCCAUCAAGGGUCUAGGGAUCCAGGAGCGUCACGCUGUGUUCAGGAAUGAACAGCGCCGGGUAACACUGACUCCACUUCCAGGGUCAAAGGUCAUUGUCAAUGGUCAUGCUGUUUCCCAGACAACUGAGCUGCAGCAUCUGGACCGUCUCAUUCUCGGUUCCAAUUGUACCUACCUGUUCAUUGGUUAUCCGUCUGAGAGGGGCGGGGAUGACUGGAGCCGCUACGACUACGACUAUUUCCAGUCUGAACUGGCUGCUGCUGAGGGCAUCCACCUGGGUGAGACCAGUACUGGGUCCAGUCAGGCAGACCCCAGUCUGCUGGCCGUUUUCUACGACUACAUCAAACUGAUGCCCAUGGUGGCUGAAGCCAACCAGAUGAGCAAGGAGCUGAGCAAGGGGGUGGAGUUCAAGUUGGAGAUCAAGAAUUUGGCACUGUCAGAUUCAAAAGGCCACGAUCUGGAGAAGGAGAUUGUUGUCAGGGUCACCUCAAUGGGAAGAAAACAGGUCUGGAUGUGGUCCAAGGCCAAGUUUGUGAACCGUAAAUUCCUGAUGGAAGAAGUCUAUCAGCAGCAUCAGGCUGAGCAGAGUGGAGACAAUAGGGUAGAGGGGCCGUCUCCAGCUACAUUACCCAGAGACAAAGACCCGUUCUGGGAUCCAGUGGAGCCUCUGCUCCUGGGUACCGCUCACCUCUGGCUUCAGUCUUUGGCCUUCCGCAUCCCUCUGGAGGAGCAACUGGAGGUGCUGGGCUCAGAGGGCACAGAGGAGGCCAUUCUUCAAGUACAGCUGGUUCCCUGCAACUCCACUGGACUCCCUCUUGGUGAAGAUGACAUCCUGAUCGACCCGUCUGAGUUGCUGGGUCGACGACUGGACUUCCAGCUGGUCCUGGAACAGUGUUGUGGCCUGCGCUGGAUCAGAGAGGACCGCAACAGAGGGGUUCAAUUUGGCUUCAAGUUAUUUGACUGCAGCCAGCCACUCUACACUCCAGCUGUGUGGCACAACUUCAACCCUCUGUUGGAUCACAGGGUCCACUUCGCCUCCCUCUACACCUCCCAACGUCUGCUGGACUACCUGCAGAGCAGCGCAGUCGUGCUGGAGCUCUGGGGCCUUCAAGACGGUUGCACAGACUUGGCUUCAUCUCUGGAGGGAGUGAGGAUGACUGCAGAGGGUGUCUUUAUCAUCGACGAGACAGGCCCGGCAAACACUGCACCUGCAAACUCUGCAGAGCUCAGCUGUUCAGUGAGAGCUCUUCAGCAGGACUUCGAAGAACUAAAGAGUGUUAAUGCUUCCCUCAGGAAAGAAAAUCAUAGUCUGAGAGAACAACUCAACACAGCCAGGAACGGUGGGGAGAGUGUGCGUGGUCGGCGUCCCAGCUGCGAUGCAGAGUUUGCUCGUGCUCUUAAGGUUUUCUACCACAGUAUGACCUCAGUCAGGGGUCAGCUGCAGCGCCUGCGCAGGCACAGACCCAGUGAGGAGUCAGACCUGCUGGGGCUCAGGCUGUUUAUAGACGAGCACAGUCGUCUGCUGAGAGACUUCUCAGAGCAGCUGGAACAGAGCGUCUCCACACUCAAACAAGAUGUAGCCGCCAUUGUCCGCCGGAAACGUGAGAGAUCAGGAAUCUGGUCCUGACUGAGUAACUGUUUAAAGUAUGUAUUAAGAAGGUAAAUGUCUCUGGUCGUUUCACAACACUGCAGAGAUUUCCCUUGUAAAGUGUGUGUAGGAUGAACAUACUGCCAUUUAUAAGUAUCUGUUUCUAAAAGCGCUGCUGUGUUAGUUGUAAAAUCACAGUAUUAUGUCGCUGGAACCUGCUUAGGAAAUGUGGUCACUGAACUGAACUUUUAUGUUACUGAUAUUUCCAGGAUCCUCCAGAAGAGUAAGGUGAGGUAGGCAGAUUAGUCAGCAGGAAUAAAUACACAACUCUGUCAUUAACAGGGUAACAAAUCAACAUAAUAAAAACAGAAGCAAUGAAGUCUAUAAAACGUUUAUUAGACUGCAUGUAAAAGAAGUCACUACAGUCCCCAAACUGCAAAUAAAUUAAAAGGCGAAUACAACCCAAGUUU